AUGACGUUUCUGAUGUCACUACAGGUCAGUCUCCCUCUGCAUGGUCUAAAAUGCAACAUCCCUUUAAACAUGGCUCCAGACUCUGUUGAUGACUCCUACAAGGGCUGUGAGGAGAAGAUGUUCAGGAAGGUGCAUGACUAUUACCUGCGAAAAGAGAGACUAAAUAACAAAGAUUUCAACCAGGCUUGGACCGAUGCUGAGGCCCGUUACAAACCAAAACCGAACAGAGCACUGAAUAAAAUCUAUUCCCUGGCAAUCCAGGUGUAUGUGACUGAAUACUCCCAAAUGUACAAGUCAUUCAACGAGGCCACUCGUACCCAAAAGAAGAGCUACAACACAACAUUCAAGUACCACUCCCUGCACUUCCUUCUGACCAAUGCCUUACGAAUCCUGAACAAGAAAAACAAGCGUUUCCAAACCUUCCGAGGAACCAACGUGUCUUUCCACGGAGUCCGAAAUACUGAAAUGCGAUUCGGACAGUUCACCUCGAGCUCUUUAGACAAGAAAAUCGCUGGUGAACACUUUGGAACUCGCUGCUGUUUUGAGAUCAUCCCCUACUUUGGUGCCCCACUGGUGGGGUACUCUCAGAUGGCUCAUGAGAAGGAGGUGCUAAUUCCCCCCUACGAGGUGUUCAAAAUUACAGAGGUGCUGAAGAGAACAGACAAGAAAGACCUCUGGUGUGACGUCGUCUACAAACUGCAGAGUACUAAGAAAGGAAAAAGUGACCUGAAAUGCAAGAUGGUUGGAACACUCCAAGGAGAAUAA
Salvelinus namaycush (lake trout) is the source of this 765-nucleotide messenger RNA. Its product is annotated as erythroblast NAD(P)(+)--arginine ADP-ribosyltransferase-like. Bases 1 to 765 code for a protein of 254 amino acids. The transcript has 2 exons. The record is from RefSeq and is a predicted model, not a curated record. Gene Ontology annotation, molecular function: NAD+ poly-ADP-ribosyltransferase activity; NAD+-protein-arginine ADP-ribosyltransferase activity. Lineage: Eukaryota; Metazoa; Chordata; Actinopteri; Salmoniformes; Salmonidae.